GCAGAAUUGAGGUCUGAAGGGCUGAGAAUGGAAAUGGAUCAGAUUCAGCCAGCUCUUCGUCAGGGGCCUCCGAAUUUUAAACUGCCGCCCAGACGAUCUCCUUCACAGUCAGCUGUUCAUCGGAAGAUCCGUUUCAUGGAGACAAGCCUCGCUGACUUCCUGGGACUCCGGAGAUGAGGGUAAGCCUUGCCGAUCGUCAGGGGGGAUCCGCAAGCGGCGACGCAUGUCGUCAGGCCUGGAGGGAUCAUUUUAAGGUCCCUCAGCCACAGUAGACGUUACCAGAAAGGGGGGAUCUGCAAAUGGCAAGCUGCCUGUUAUUUCAGCACCGCUGCCCAGCUGAUCAUCUCAAUUACCCUCAGCCGCAUUAGGAGCCCAAGCGUUUCUUCGGAAUGAGGGCUCAUUGCAAUUAAGGCUUCAGACCACGCAGGCCUCCUCCUCAAUGGUCAUUUUGGUGCACAGACAGUUGUGGUCGCCAUUUUGAGGCAGCUGCAGCCACCAUUUUGAACAAACACUGAGGCCUAACUGCCUGCAGGAACAUUCCAAAGGACAGUUUUUUGAUGUGUUUGAAGCUGCGGCCGCCAUUUUGACUGAUUACUGUCAUUCUUAUGAACCCUGACUGAAUUGGGGAGGGCAAGCUCAUUCCGGAAGGACACACUGCCUAUCAUUAACCCCCACUGCCCCCCCCCCUCACCGGGGCCGGAUUGUCUCUGCUGGGCUCCCUCAGUGAUAUUACAACACUGAGGGCGGGGCGUUUUCGCUGAGGUUGAGCCCUCAAGGUGUAUUCAACAAUCACUCAGCAUGGCAGAAAAAGCUUCCACCGAACCGGCCAAAAGGAAACAUGCUAUGGAGGCAGGGGGAAAAAAUGCCUCAAAACGAGCCAAGUCAAUCAAGGAAACCAAUAGUCAGCAUAUGUUGGAGGAUGAGUCCCACAGGUUGAGAGCAGUUUCCCCAGGUCAGACAGGCACCACCACAAGAGGAAGGUCCAUCUUUGAACACCUUUCCUCACAUUGUGCCUUGGCCCCAGGGGCCUGGUCUCCCCCCAGGGGAAGUUCUCAAUCUGAAUCAGUCACAAGGGCUGUUCCAGGGACACAAGGUGCAGCUGGUCAGGACAAUAUUACUUUGGGACUCAGGCUACAUUCACUCCCACUGCAGCGGGGCUCCGCUCUCCUGAAGCUCAGAUCUUAAAUCCUGAGCAACUUCAGGCCAUGAUAGCUCAAGCCGAGGCUCAAUUCAUGGCUUCUACCACUACACAGCCACCCACAGCACCUCCACAGUCCAUAUAUCAUUCCCAAUCUCCAGAUAUCAUUGAUGAAGCCUCAUCGGACUUAGAAUCAACAGGGGCUGAAACAUCAGGCCUGAUUAUGUCAGAUGAUGAAGGCAUUACUCCAUCUGACCCUGCUCCUCCUGUCAGUCUCUUUAAUUUUUUAUUACUCAAGGCUUGCACAACUGCAAACCUUCCUCAGGAACAGGAGACCCCACCUACAACAUCUAAAGUUCUCACGCCAUAUAUGCUGAGCCCUCGGUCUCUCAGAAUCAUAUUCCCUGCCCUCCCUUUUUUUCUCAACAUAGUUCAGAAACAAUGGGAGAAUUUAGGAUUUCUUUCAAACCCCGGAGCCAUAGAAAAGACACUAUUCAAUGUGGCUCCUUCCCUGGCCUCCUUAUUGGAAAUUCCCCAGAUUGAUGAACCCCUAAAUUCACUGUUCCCCAAUGCUAGCAUUCCAGAGGAUGUUAACGAGGCACUUAGGGCAGAGGAUAAAAAGAUUGAGGCUGCCUUACGCAGGUCCCAUUUGGCGUCAGCCUGGGCAACAAAGGCAUCAACAUCCAUGGCCUUCUUUGCCAGGGCUUCAGUCCUAUGGCUACGUGAGCUCCAGGACAUGAUUCCUCCAGACCAACUCAGAGCUCAUCAAAAUCUGGGUAAGUUGGUUGCUGCAUCCCAGUACUUGGCCGAUGCCUCUCUGCACACGGCCAGAUACACUGCCCGGACCAUCGCUGCGGGCAUCUCAGCACGAAGGCUCCUUUGGCUCAGGAAUUGGCGAGCAGACACCAAGGCCAAAUGGCGUCUCGCCUCUAAACCUUACACAGGUGGACAUCUCUUUGGUAAGGCCCUAGAACCUUACUUAAUAGAAGGUAAGGACAAACGCAAAACUCUUGUUAACUCAGCAAGGAAAGGAGAUAAGCAUUCAGGGAACAGUCUAUCGCAGGGCAAUUACCAAAGGCAGCCCUUUCGGCCAGCUCCAUCCUGGGACUGGGCCCAGGCAUCUCGUUCUUCCUUUCAGAGACAAGAACGACAGCAUGGAUCGUUCAGCAUAUAGAAGCCGACCACAGGUCCAGACCAAGCGGCCCUUUUGAGGCGCAGGGGGUCGUUCCUUUAAAUGAGGCAAGUGAUCUCACAGUCUCACCUCCUAUAGGAGGCCGGCUGACCCUUUAUUCCAACACUUGGGCAGCCACUACUACAGACUCAUUGGUGUUAGAUACCGUCACUCAGGGUCUGAGACUAGAGUUUUGGUCCAGACCACCUGACAGGUUCCGCUCUUGCCCUAUUCCCAGGAACAGGACUAGAGCGGAUCUUAUGUCAGAAGCCAUAGCUCAUCUAUUACAAAUACAAGCAAUUGAACCAGUACCACAAGACCAAGAAGGACGAGGAUUCUACUCAAACCUCUUCAUCAUCCCUAAGACUUCGGGGGGCUGGAGGGCAAU
Crotalus tigris (Tiger rattlesnake) is the source of this 2697-nucleotide messenger RNA. RefSeq names its product lamina-associated polypeptide 2, isoforms alpha/zeta-like. The record is from RefSeq and is a predicted model, not a curated record. NCBI's taxonomy places the organism in Eukaryota, Metazoa, Chordata, Lepidosauria, Squamata, Viperidae. The coding region runs from base 1206 to 2312 and encodes 368 amino acids. The transcript has 2 exons.